AAACAUGCUCGUUGACCAGUUGAACUCCUCUAUCCAACGACGAAUGCAUGUGACCGCUUCUGAUUGGUUAUUUACUCGACGGCAUUGGUAGCAAAGUGACUCCCCAUAUCCAUUCCUUUAACAAGGAAAGGACGGAUUUUACUUCUUCCUUCGGUCCUCUCUCCCAGAACUCAACUUGCUUGACCGUCGUCUACGGCGCCAUGGUUUGGCUGCGCUCUUUCAUCCUCUAUUGUUCCUUGAUUCUUUUAAUCACCCAAGGCUUCGUUUCUUCAGCUCUCGAUUUCGAUUAUCACCGGGUCCCGGUGAUAAUUCCCCUCCAGCUCUCAACCCCAAACGUUUCUGCUCAUCGGAAAGCCUUCAACAGCGACUACAACAGGCGGCAACUCCAAAAUUCGGACCUUCCGAACGCUCGCAUGCGCCUCUACGACGAUCUCCUCUCCAACGGUUACUAUACGACGAGGCUAUUUAUUGGGACACCUCCCCAGGAAUUCGCUCUUAUUGUGGAUACUGGCAGUACUGUGACAUAUGUUCCGUGCUCUACUUGUGAACAGUGCGGCAAGCAUCAGGAUCCAAGGUUCCAACCGGAGGCAUCUAGCACCUACAAACCUAUAAAGUGCAACCCCAGUUGUGACUGUGAUGACGAGGGGAAGCAAUGUACUUAUGAGAGACGGUAUGCUGAGAUGAGUUCUAGCAGUGGUGUUCUCGCUGAGGAUGUCAUUUCUUUUGGAAAUGAAAGCGAGCUCACGCCUAAGCGAGCUAUUUUUGGCUGUGAAAAUGCAGAAACUGGUGAUCUUUUCAGGCAACGUGCUGAUGGAAUUAUGGGGUUGGGCCGUGGUCGGCUCAGUGUUGUAGAUCAGCUUGUUGAGAAGAAUAUUAUAAGCUACUCAUUCUCUUUAUGUUAUGGUGGGAUGGAUGUUGGUGGUGGUGCAAUGGUUCUAGGUAGGAUUUCUCCACCCCCUGAUAUGGUUUUUACCCAUUCAGACCCUUACCGUAGUCCAUAUUACAAUAUCGAGCUGAAGGAACUGCAUGUAGCUGGGAAACGAUUGAAGUUAAAUCCAAGAAUCUUCAACGGAAAGCAUGGAACAGUUUUGGACAGUGGAACUACAUAUGCUUACCUUCCAGAAGCAGCUUUUCUUGCAUUUAAAGAUGCUAUUAUGAAGGAAAUCCAUUUCCUCAAACACAUCCAUGGCCCUGAUCCAAAUUACAAUGAUGUUUGUUUUUCUGGUGCUGGAAGGGAUGUUUCUCAACUAUCAAAAAUUUUUCCUGAGGUUAAUAUGGUAUUUGGCAAUGGUCAAAAGUUAUCCCUGUCUCCAGAGAAUUACUUGUUCCGGCAUACAAAGGUCAGUGGUGCAUAUUGCCUGGGAAUUUUCCAGAAUGGGAAGGAUCCAACUACUCUUUUAGGAGGAAUUAUUGUACGGAAUACUCUUGUGACUUAUGACCGGGAGAAUGAUAAGAUUGGUUUUUGGAAAACUAAUUGUUCUGAACUAUGGAAGAGACUGCAAGUUCCUGGGGUGCCUGUUCCUGCUCCUGUAGUUCCGCCUAGUAGUAACAAAAGUGAAGCAAUGCCUCCUGCUAAAGCCCCGAGUGUACUGCCUCCAGAUUUUGUUCCAGGUGAACUUCGAAUUAGAAUUAUAACAUUUGAUAUGUUGAUUAGUGUUAACAACUCAUACAUGAAGCCCAACUUAUCUGAAGUAGCAGAGUUCAUUGCCCAUGAGUUGGAAGUUGAUAAUUUGCAGGUUCAUAUGUUAAAUUUCACCUCAGAAGGAAAUAAUUACCAUGUUAGAUGGGGCAUCUUUCCUGCCGAGUCUGCUGAUUAUAUUUCCAAUACCACAGCAAUGAACAUAAUUCUACAAUUACGGGAUCAUAGAUUGCAGUUUCCUGAGAGAUUUGGGAGCUAUCAAUUGGUUAAAUGGAAGAUUGAGCCUCAAAGAAAGCUGACAUGGUGGCAGGAACACUUCUGGGCAGUUGCUGUUGGAGUUUUGUCCGCCCUGCUUGUUAGUUUAUCAGGCAUUGGCAUAUGGAUGGUUUGGAGGCAUAGACAAGCAACAGUUGGUACAUACGAGCCUGUUGGUAAAAGUGUUCCUGAGCAAGAACUACAACCAUUAUGAUAAAAGUGUUUUCAUCUGGGGCUAGAUACUGGAUCAUUGUAGCGCAUAUUUGAAUGCUAAACUAUUUUUUAUGGCUGAUAAUUUUGGGGCGAUCAAAUCGUCCCUCUGUUGUUGUAACUCUGUUGUUGUAAAAUGAAUAGAAUUGAAAGGAAAAAGGAAAAGAAGAAAAACACAGUGAUCAGGUGGUCAUUGUUCUGGAUGUUCCGACUGUGGAUAAUUGCGUGUGUAUUAUAGGUAUAAUAAAUUUCAACAUUUCAACAUUUUCAUAGUGUA
Molecule: messenger RNA, 2381 nt
Organism: Hevea brasiliensis (rubber tree)
Lineage: Eukaryota; Viridiplantae; Streptophyta; Magnoliopsida; Malpighiales; Euphorbiaceae
Product: aspartic proteinase 36
Exons: 12
Coding region: 201-2108 (635 amino acids)
Biological process (GO): proteolysis
Molecular function (GO): aspartic-type endopeptidase activity
Source: RefSeq, a predicted model, not a curated record